UGGUCUGUGGAAUCCAAACAGAGGGGGAGGAGGCCGGCGGCCAGCAGCAGCGGCAGCGACAGCGGCGUCCGGAACGCUCCCGGCUGCCACCCUCCCCGCCCGCCGCUUGUUUGGGCGGAUUUCAGUAGUUUGGUAAGAUCAAGCGGGUAACCAUGGCUGAAGGUGGAUUUGACCCCUGUGAGUGCGUUUGCUCUCACGAACAUGCGAUGAGAAGACUGAUCAACCUGCUUCGGCAGUCCCAGUCCUACUGCACCGACACAGAGUGUCUCCGGGAGUUGCCUGGCCCCUCCAGUGACAACGGCGUCAGCCUCACUGUGAUCCUGAUGGCCUGGAUGGUGAUUGCAGUGCUCCUGUUCUUACUGAGACCUCCUAAUCUGAGGGGCUCCAGCCUCCCCGGAAAGCCCUCCAGCCCUCACAGUGGACAGGACCCGCCCGCUCCUCCUGUGGACUAACGUGGAUGUGGGAAGCGGAGUGUUAAACAAAGGCUGUGACCGACCAAAUGACUGAAGAUGACCAGAGUACUCUUAACUGUUUUCCUUCCCGUCUGCAGUUUGGGAUGCUAUUGUUUUCAUGAGCUUCUAGAAAUUUCACUUGCAAACUGACUUUUGCUUCCCGUGUUGCCACAGUGCUUAUUUGCAGUAUGCCUGAGUAAAUGAUUCUAUUGGAAAGUUCACAGGACUUCGCUGGUUGGCCUAAGCUUAAACAUUCCACUCCUUGUCCCUGGAACUGUGGUCAGAACGUCUGUGGUGGUUUCUGGCCCAAUUGAAGGAAAGUUGAGAUUUCUGCAUUUACGUAUUUUAAUAGAUUUUCAUUUUUUUCUUAAGGUAUUUAUUUGGGGUUAUCUGGUAUGAAUGACGGAGCCACACUGUAUUUUCUUUUGCUCGGCAGUUUUCUGUAGUUCUCGGGACAGUGAAGCCUUUAGAAUAGUUUCCUUACAACCUCCCGCUGAGAUCUGUGGUGCAGCCGGCCUUGUGGCUGGAGUAGGAAAAGCGAGCUGGUUGUUUACUGAUUCUUUUUUUAAUUCCCACUCAAAGUUUCCGAUGUUAAGAAUACUUUAAAUAAACAUGAUUGAUUACUAGAAUGGUUGGUUUAGAGUCCGUGUGUGUCGCUGACAGCCACUGUACACUAGCCUUACACGCUUAGGAAAGGAAGAGCUGAUUCGCUCUGCCUUUGUCGGAACACUCCAGCCCAUGCUAACAUGGCCUAGACGUAUUGGCUUGUUUUUUUAAGUGAAUGCCUCUCAGCAUUUGCUCUUCCAUCCCAACACUUACCUGUUCAAGUGAAGUCAUCUUACGUCUGUAUGGGGGUUGACAUUUUAACGCCUAUUGACUUACUUUCAUACAUUUUUUAU
Onychomys torridus (southern grasshopper mouse) is the source of this 1351-nucleotide messenger RNA. RefSeq names its product small integral membrane protein 14 (gene Smim14). The record is from RefSeq and is a predicted model, not a curated record. Lineage: Eukaryota; Metazoa; Chordata; Mammalia; Rodentia; Cricetidae. The coding region runs from base 153 to 452 and encodes 99 amino acids. Gene Ontology annotation, cellular component: endoplasmic reticulum. The transcript has 5 exons.